Closterium sp. NIES-67 is the source of this 2592-nucleotide messenger RNA. The record is from the annotation of a GenBank genome assembly. NCBI's taxonomy places the organism in Eukaryota, Viridiplantae, Streptophyta, Zygnematophyceae, Desmidiales, Closteriaceae.
UAAGACACCAUAGCAUAACGGGGCUGGCCGCCCGCUCCACUCCCCCCCUGCCUCCUCCCGAGUAGCUUGUGCCAAUUUUCGGCGGCGCCAGGAGGGAUCCGUUUUCCGCCAGUUCCAAGUGCUCUCUAGUAUGACUUAGGAAUACGAGCCAGUAGAGGUACUGCGAGCUCCGAACGUCUGUUCGUCUCUGCUGCUUGGCGGAUUCUACGUGACUGCAUCAGACUUGUCAAUGUCAAGGCACUGAGAGUACCGUACGCCUAGGCGCGCACUCGACACCCACUCGACACACUCGAGUGACGAGUGGUACCCUCCGCCUAGCCGCGCAUUCCACGUCGCACGUUCCCUUGAUUUCUCGAUCUAAAGAAGCCCGUUGAUUCCACAUGGCGCGCCUCCUCUCGCGCCUCCCGCCAUGGGCGCUAAUUCUCCUCGUUAGCGCGGUGGUAAUCUCAAUCACAGUAGACGUCUCGUUAGGAGCAUCCCCGUCAACGCGACCUGCCCCCAGCAGUUCUCGCGUGGAAGAAUCCUCCUCCCCGACCUCCCGCUCAUCUACCUCCCCCUCAUCCACCUCACGCUCAUCUCGCUCCCCCACUCCCUCACCCGCCCGCUCCUCCCGCUCCUCCCGCUCCUCUCGCUCCUCCCGCUCAUCCCUCCCCUCGUCAUCCGCGCGAAGCAGUCGGCGCAAUCGGACCUCCGCGCCCUCCGCGCCUUCCCCCUCCCUCACCGCCUCCCGCUCAUCCCGUUCCCGCUCCUCAUCCUCCGCGCGGAGCAGUUCCCGUAAGCGAUCUUCCGCACCCUCGGCGUCCACUGCGCCUCCCGCGCACUCAGCGCCUCCUGCGCACCCCGCGCCUUCCGCCUCCCCCUCCCCCUCUCCACCCCCCUCCCAUUCCCCUUCCCCUUCCCCCGCGCGGAGAAGGUCAAGCGGAAGGCGCUCGAGCUCGCGCCCUGGCUCGAGCUCGAGCUCUGGCUCAACCUCGGGUUCUGGCUCAAGCUCAAACUCAGGCUCGGGCUUAGGCUCGGGCUCAAGUUCCAGCUCAAGCCCGGCAACACCGAGAAGAAGCAGAAGGAAGCCGCGCACGACAGACGAGGUAGUGGGAGGCGGGGCCGGGGGCGCAGGCGGGAGCGCGGGCGGCCAGCCGCAGACGACGCUGACGCUGCUGCCAGAUAACCCGUACAAGGCAAAGUGCCUCGACGGCAGUCCCCCGGGGUACUAUUUCCGCCAGGGCGUGGGCUCCGGUGCGAACAACUGGCUGAUCGAUCUCCCCGUGGGCGGGUGGUGCACCACCGUCCAGGAAUGCGCCGAGCGCGCCAAGACGGAGUUCGGCUCCACGCGCCGCUGGCCCAAGGUGCUCGGGGGAGGCGCGGGCGCAGCCGCUUCUUCCGCCGUGGCGGAAGCCGUGUACCAACACUCAGUGAUGGCGGCGGGGGCAACCUCCUCGUCGCGCGGCAUUCUGAGCACGGACCCGCGCGUGAACCCCACCUUCUACAACUGGAACCUCGUGCGCUUCGUGUACUGCGACGGGGGGGGUUACGCCGGUCGAGUGCGGUGGAAGUCGGUGAACAGGACCCAGAUCGUGUAUCUGGACGGGUGGAAAAUCUCCAAGGCUAUUUUUAUGGAUCUCCGCCUGCGGCGCGGGAUGUCCUCGGCGGCGAAGAUCAUCAUGUCGGGGAGCUCCGCGGGCGGGCAGGCGGUUGUGACGCUGUGCGACCAACUCGCGGAGAUUGCGCCCGCCGCCACCACCAAGUGCCUCAUGGACUCGGGCUUCUUCAUUGACUCCCCCGACCGCGCGGGGGUGUACACGUUCCGCGCCAUGGCGCAGCGCCUGGUGGGGCUGCACCAGUCGCUGGGGAACCCGCGCUGCCAGCGAGCCUUCCCAGGUUUGGAAAGCUGGCGCUGCUUCUUCCCCCAGUACGCUCUCACCUACGUCGAUUCGCCAAUCUUCGUUCUCCAAUCACUUUUCGACGUGCGAGCCCUCGCUCUGGGUAACCAGCUCCCUCAAGACAUCGGGCAGGCCUCCGCUUGCCUAAGUGACAUACUUAAAGCCGCUCCGCGGGCGGGGAGGGCGAUAAAGUCUCGCGCUUACCGGAAGUCGCGAGUGGGGAUGAGCCAAAAAUGCCCAGCGGAAAGUGUCGCGGUUUUGAACGCGGGUUACGACGUCUACACCGCAGUACAGGGAUUGAUGGCGAAAAAGGCGAACCUCGCAGCUUUCCUACCUGGUAACUCGCAACACACGUACACGUUCAACCCGUCUUUCGAGUUUGUUGCGAUAAACGGAACGACCGUGAAAGCUGCAGUGAACGAUUGGGUGCAAGGCUCGGCGAGGUACGCGAGGCUUAUAUCUCCCUAACCAUUAGGCUUGAGUUGAGAGGCCUAUUUGAACACUCCUGAUUUGAUAUGCGCUUGGGGGUAUGUUCGUUGGGAAUAGUUCUCUUUUGAAGGUUGAUUUGUAGUUCGUAUGCCUCUUGGAGGCAGGCUGGAUUGGGUACAUAUCAUUUUCCGCUUGGUUUUGACCUGCGUGAAGGUCAAUCCUUUAUGUGUAUGGGUGUAGGCUGAGCUAGCUGCUCAGGUGGAUAAUUUUUUGGACAACUUUAUUA